AACCAGAUAGACACUAUUAGUGAAGGGAAGGUCUGAUAGGGGUGUUUUUUGUUGUUGUUGUUUUUCCUCUUGUUAUCAUUUGUGCUUGGUAUUGUUCGGAAUACUCGCGGGUACAACAUUUGUAAAAGAUUCUGAUGCAAUGCAACACAUGAAUAAUGGUUGCCGGUGAACCUGGAGCCUAUCCCAGGGAACUCUGGGCACAAGGGCAGGGGACACCCUGGACGGGGUGCCAACCCAUUGCGGGGCACAAUUGCACACACAGUCACACACUACGGACAGUUUGGAAAUGCCAAUAAGUCUACAACACAUGUCUUUGCAAUGGGGGAGGAAACAGGAGUACCCGGAAGAAAUCCCUGAAGCACGAGGAGAACAUGCAAAUUCUGUGCCAUUCCCCCUAUAUAAUAUGAUAUGAUAUAAUGCAAUACCUACAAAAGACACAUUCCUUAGGCUGCCACUCAAGUGACAAGCAUUACUCAAAUUUUGUACAUUUUGAAUGUAUUAUUUCUGAGUGUAUCUCUAGUUAAGAAUAAAGACAAGGACUAAGUAGAGCAGGUUAACAUUGUUUGUACUUCUGUUACAUUAUUCAUAGGUUUGCUGUAGUUUGAUCUCCUUGGUGUCCUGCAAACGACGCAUGAAGAUGAGCACUAGCACUCCUGGUGUGUGUCAGUCCAGCACAGAGAUGUUAUAAUGUUCCUCAUGGAGAGAGACAGGCAGACCCCUGAAUACCAUGCAGCUUCAGUGAAAGAACUAACACAGACCUGGCAGAAAUGGUCUGAAGAUCACAAGGAUUAUCAGAAACACAAUCCAUUCACUAGUGAUGAGGUGAUGGCCUUUUGUCCUGAGUGGGGUCAGGAGGACUAUGGCCGACCUCCGGAGGGUUCUCGCACUGAACGCAGAGGCAAGGAAGCUCACUCCCAUAUUGCCAGAGAGGUGAUGGUGCUGUGCCAGAUUAUAAGAGAACUUGGGCACAGGCGAGAAGAUGGGAGACGGGAAGUUGAGUUUGGCAGACUGUUUGAACAUUAUGUCUCUAUUUCGAACAAGCUAGUGGGAGUGCUGCUCCGGGCACGGAAACAAGGGCUAGUGCAAUUCAAAGGGGAGAUGCUGUGGCAAGGAAAAGAUGAUCGAGUGCUUAUCUCACUGCUUCCAUAAACAAUUCUUAACAUACAAACAAAUUAUGACGAUUAAAAUUGUAUAAAGUGCUUUUGGAUAAGGCCACUAUCCUUGGUUUUUCUUUAAGUGAGUUCCCAGUUACAACAAAGAUUCAAAUCUGCCUUGAGUGGGCUCGGCUCAGUGACACAUGCAUUAAAGGAACAGUGUGUAAUCUUUAGAACCCACUGCUGUCUGCUCAGAAAAUUGAAACUACAAUGAAAACAUUUACAUGACUUCCUAUACCUCCCAGCUGCCUCUAACACCUCUACUAAAACUAUUCAUGCUUUGUCAGUUUCUGUUUAGGAUAAAUAGGGCAGCUGUGCUUUUGCUGGGGUUGGAGUAUGAUUUCAUACUCGGUUUAAGGCAUCCCAGGUGUCGUAAGUAAUCUAUGCAUGAAUAUUUGCAUGGAUUAAAAACGACAAUAUAUUCAUUUGUCCAUAGAAGAUACCAGUGUACGUUUUUCAUUAGACUACAAGCUGACGUUGCACAUUAACAUGACAAUCAUUUUGUAUGAUUUAUUAAUAAAAGUGGCAGGAUUUACAGUGCA
Molecule: messenger RNA, 1696 nt
Organism: Ictalurus punctatus (channel catfish)
Lineage: Eukaryota; Metazoa; Chordata; Actinopteri; Siluriformes; Ictaluridae
Product: actin-binding Rho-activating protein-like
Exons: 2
Coding region: 688-1149 (153 amino acids)
Biological process (GO): positive regulation of Rho protein signal transduction
Molecular function (GO): actin binding
Source: RefSeq, a predicted model, not a curated record